AUGGAUUGCUUUGAGGAGCUUCCAGCGGAGAUCAAAUUCCACAUAUUUGAGCAACUCGACUCACUGAGCGAUGCAGCAUCUCUCGUCGGGGCUUCUCCGUCAGUACGAGCUUGCUACCAAGCAAACCGAGACAAGCUCCUCGGACACAAUAUUUCCUACAUCCGAGAGAUAUUCUAUAAUGACGAGCUCAUCCCUUUGGCUUUGAUGGUUGCGAGGAUACGACGUCGCUUGCAAAGGCGCCGAAACAUAUAUCCAGUGGUCAGACUUCUGGAACACUAUAUUCAUGGAGGCCACACUACAUUGUUCCGGCUCAAGUUUGAAAACUGGGAAAAGAACCUCGCACAGAUUCAAGAUCUUGUCAAUAGAGCACCGAGAUUCUGGAGCUUUGUCCGACGCCAUGCUACCGCCCGUCAGAAGGAUGCACUAAGCUUCUCCUAUCUAGGCUGGGGCACCACCGAUUCACUUCCACACAAAGACGAUUUUAGUCCUGAGCUAUUGGUGUUCUUGUUCACGCCCAACUUUGCGGGGAACAGGCUGCCUGAUAAUUACACUGCUAGCGUGGUAGACUUGAAUGUCUAUUUCGGUCGGCUUGGUGCUAAACCCUUCCAAGUGGCAGGUUUUGAUAUAGAAGAUCUCUUGCCCGGACCGAGGAUGUCGAGAGAUAGGAAGCAUGAGAUACAAAGCUGGAGAGAUAAGCGAAAAAAAGCCUGGAAGGAGGAGGAUGAGAAGGCCGGAAAUGGGCAAAUGGUGGUAUACGAUGUCUACGGGGAGCUCCUCUCAGCCGAUGAAGUUGCUCAAAUGGGUCAAGUUGAUUAA
Messenger RNA from Fusarium verticillioides 7600, 816 nucleotides. RefSeq lists its product as hypothetical. The coding region runs from base 1 to 816 and encodes 271 amino acids. The record is from RefSeq and is a predicted model, not a curated record. NCBI's taxonomy places the organism in Eukaryota, Fungi, Ascomycota, Sordariomycetes, Hypocreales, Nectriaceae. The transcript has 3 exons.